GGUUGGGCCUCAUCGCCUGACACUGCAAAUCUUGCCCACUUUUGUUGUAUAGUCCCUCUCCCACCCCCUUCCUUCCCCAUCUCCCGCCCUGCUCCCAGAGCCCACCAUGAAUCCGCAGGCAGUUUCGGGAUAUGUUUGCCUUCUUUGCUUUUCCUUCAUGAGCACAGCAAAAGGGGAUUCGCAGCUGCUUUCUUUCCAGCCCAAGACCCUGUAUCAGUACCACUAUACCCUGGACAUCCAGCUGGACCAUGCACCCACACUGUCCCCGCAGGGAGCCUGGCUGCGGGCUGAGGCAUUGGUCCACCUGCACCAGCUAUGGAAGGACCAAGGCGGGGAAGAGCUGCUCCAGGUGCAGAUCCAUGACCUGAAAGCCCAGCACAAGCCAGAAGAGGAAAGGAGCCAGGGCAGUGCUGGAGUUUCCCCCGCAGAGAUUGCACUGAGCCAGGAAGCACAGGCAGAGCUCCAGCAGCCCGUGUUCAUCUCCUGGAACAGCGGGAAGGUCAAAGCCUUCUAUGGGAACGAGGCGGAAAGCAUCCUGAUCUCGAACCUGAAGCGAGGUGUUGUCAGUCUGCUCCAAAUCCAGCCCUACGCCGGCACCACAGUGGAGGAGGACAUCUCUGGGAGCUGCCAAGUCACAUACACCAUGUCCAACCAUUCCAUCCUGAAGACAAAACACCUUCUCAGCUGUGAAAAGCCCAAGUUUGGAUUCACCUCCGUAAACAAAAUUUUUAGAGUUGAGUGGCAGCCCACCAGCAGAAGCCAGUAUGUGGUGAAAGACAACCUCCUCCAGUCAGUGCUGACGGAAGAAAACCAUGUGCUGUCUCCAGCCCUGAGGUCCAGCACUGGCAUUAAAAUCAUUUCAAGGCAGGAGCUUCAGCUAGUGUCUCCUCCAGUGCCCAGCCCAGCAGAGGUGGCUGGAAAAAGCCUCAAGGAUGCACUGGCUGGCACAGAGGGACAGCACCAGCCCCUGGGCAUGGCCAGCCUGCCCUUCCGGAGAGUCUGCACCCGCUGCCCCUCGCUGAGAGCCUACCUGAAGGCUUUCAACAACCAGAGAGUAAAAAUGGACACCUCGAAGGCAGCAACCACAUGGCAGUUCCAGAGGUUCAUCCAGAUGCUGCGCAGUGCCAAGAAGAGAGAUGUUCUGCAGCUGCUGAGGAAAGCUCCUGAGGAGAUGCUCCCCUUCGUUGUGGAGGCAGCAGUGGCCGCACAGUCGGUGGCAUCCUUGGCAGCUAUUUCAGACUUUCUGGAUUUUGGCAAGGAGCCCAACUCCCUGCUGGAGAAGUUUCUUUAUGCAGCAGCUUUCUCUCCACGGCCUUCAGGAGACCUUCUCCGCCUGGUGUUAGAUAAGCUGGAUGGGAAGCAACUCGCCCCCGAGGUCUGGGAGACGGGAAUAGUUGCUGUGGGCUCUCUGGUUGGCAAGCUGUGCCAGCAGAAGCUGUGUGGGCUGCAGGAGGUGGAGCGUGGGGUGGAAACCAUCCUUGCGGGGCUGAGAGGUGCCGAGGAGGAGUCCGAGGUGGUCAUCUACCUACUCGCCCUGGGGAACGCUGUGGUCCCCGAAACAAUCCCCACUCUCCUGGACCAUGCUGAAGAGGGUCCCACUGCCAUUGCCACUGCAGCCAUCUCUGCCCUGCAACGAUUCCCUGCUCGGCACAUCUCCAGUAAGGUGAAACAAGUGAUGAGGAGGAUCUUCCAUGAGAAAAGGAAGAGCUAUGAAAAAGCGUGUCGCCUGGCCGCUGCAGAAAUCCUCCUAGAUAACGAGCCCUCACCCAUGGAUGUGAUUAACAUCCUGCUGGCCACCAGUGAGAUGGAGGUGGAGACAGCAACGUUUCUGCUGCUGAAGGUCCAGCACAGCCUACGUGCUGACCACCAUCCAGCAAGGAAGAUAAUGAAAGACAUCAUAAGAGACCCACGGAUAAAUAAUUACCACUUCUUCUCGAAAGCUGGCAUUUCGUCUUCUUUCUCAGGACCUCUGACAGUCACCAAGGACCUGUAUUCCACCUUCGGGCUGGACCUGCUGUUUUUGGAGGGUGGCUUUCUGAGGAAGAGCGUCUCUGACUUCUCCCUGCUCGGCGGUGGCCAGCGCCUUCGUGCAGCUCAGGUCACUAUUGAAGCUCAAGGGAUGGAGUCAAUGCUGGGAGAAAACAUCUCGGAAGGGGAAGAGGAGCCAGAGCUCACAGCUGGGAUGUCUGCCAUCUUCUUCGAUGUUCAGUUGCGGCCAGUCGUGUUCUUCCAAGGAUACACAGACUUAAUGGCCAAGGUCCUGUUAAACAGCGGAGAACCCACAAGUGUGGUCAAAGGGAAUCUCCUGCUGAUGGACCAUCACCAGAUCAUUCCUCUGCAGUCUGGCCUCCAAGUGGCCAUCAAACUCCAGGGCGGGCUGGGACUUGACAUUUCAGCUGACGUGGAUGUGAGCAUUUGGGAGCAGGAACUGAAAACCAGCAUCAGUUCAAGGGGAAGCCUCGCCAUUGAUUUCCAGGCAGAAUUAGAUGCCCCUUUCCUGCAAGCCACCCUGAGAAGCCAGAUGGAGGUGGAGACCUCAAUCCACUUUGACACCAUGCUGAGGUUUUCCAGCAGCCCAGUGCUCAUGUGCCUGCAGCUGAGACAGGAGCAGAUCCCAUACAGAGAAAUCUUCACAGUUUCUACAUCUGCUGGGAACCAGAACAGCACCACUCGAAAAGGCAGGAAGGGCACCAUGCCUGCGCAGGAAUUUGCCUUGCACCAGGCCAACUCCAAGGUCUGCAACCUCCUGCUGACUACAGAAGGAGAAUAGGGGUGUUGGAGCACUUUGGGACUGGAUAACUGCCUUGUCUCCUGCCACACACCCCAGCUGAGCCGUCAAGAGCACUGCUCACCUCCUCCAUAACCAUCUUUAACCAUAAUUUAAUAGGAAAAAUGCUGCAAUAAGGGCAUCGGAACAGACCACAAGAGGAACUGCUGUGGGACAGCCAGAGGCACCCCAUGCUUGAGCAUAGAGGAGCCAAUCCUUCUCUCUCCAUCCCAAAGGCUAAAAUUUCCCCUGCCUGAACUCUUCCCCGUCAUGGGAAGGCCUUUCUGGAAGCCAAACUGGUCUUUGUGGAAAACAGCCUUCUUUUGCAAAUGAAUUCUUUCCUCAGAGCCCAAGAAACCUUUCUGCAAGCCUGUGCCCCAAAAUGCCAUUUUUUCCUCCCUAUUUAUCAAAGCAGUCAGGAGAGAGCACAUCUGCAGCCAGCAGGGAGGAGGUUCCCCAUGGAAGGGGUGAAUGCCUCUCAUUUAAUGCCCACUUUUGUGGCUGCCAAAUUGUCCAGGACCAUGGAAAUAAAUAUUUCUGGAGGAGAUGUGAUGGUUUAAAAUAAUUUUUCAAAUGAAACCACAGAGAUAUUUACCUCUGAAUAAUUCUGUGGGAGGAAGACAGAGAAGCAAGACAAAAUGCUGCCUAACCUGUUGCCAAUUAUUGUAUGUUCUUUCUGGGUUAAUUGAAGGUGUUUGCAUUUAUUUGCAUAUGAAGGCAACUCAGCUCCCUUGCAGCUUGGUGCCAUUUUCUUAUUCCUAGGGGGGAAUUUGCACUCUGUUUCCAGGGAUAUGACUGGUUCCACAUGAGGCAGCAAGGGUGAGGCCAGGGAUGAAACCACUUGUAUUACAAUGGGGGUCAGAUUCAUACGCAGAGCCAAAAAAAAAAAGGAAUAAAGCAGAGGAAUGCAACCCACAGAGCUUUCCCAAAAAAAAACCCAGAAAAAUUUAGGCAAAGUCAAAACAACAAAGGGAUUGCAGCAAUUUGCAAGAGACCCUCCUAAAGAGCAUGGACCAGCAGUCUCAAUACUCAGCUUGAAACAGGGAGAAUUGUAUUGAGGAUGGAGCUUAAAAAUGUAGAAAAAAAUGCCCACUGGAUGCUGUGGGAAGCUGGAAGGAGAUGCGGGGAGACUCAAGCAGGGACUAGCUGAAGGAAGAAGGGAUGAAGACAUCGGUGUCUCCAAGGCAUUAAAGCAUCUCAUCACAGCUUUGCAUAUCCCUCUCAUGAUCGUAGAAUGGUUUGGGUUGGAAGGGACCUUAAAGAUCAUCCAGUUCCAACCCCCCUGCCAUGGGCAGGGACACUUCCUACCAGGUCAGGCUGCUCAAGGCCCCAUCCAACCUGGCCUUGAAAAUGCCGUCCAUGAUGCUGACACUCAGCAACUGCUUCCUGCUCCAGUGAAUUUUUCCACAUUUUUCCCUUUAAGACAGGCAGAGCUGCAAGAAUCAUCUGAGGUCAUAGAAAAUGCCUCGUAAAUUAGAAACCACAAGAGCACAAGCAUUUUAGUGUUUGCAAAGAGUGGAUUAAAAAAGUGUUUUGAGAUAAUAAGGACUCUGAGCAUGGGGCAAAGGCAUUGGAAAUAGAGGUAUUACUGCUCUAACAGGGGUGGCAUGCAGAGCUGCAUCUGAAGUCAGUAAUGUUCAUCCAGGGAACCAGACUAUUUCAAACCAUGGGCACAAGCUGCCAACGUGUUUGGAAGAGUCUUCAUCCCUUGGGUAUUAUUUUUUUAAUGAGUUACUGGUGAUUCAGUCCGUUUUAUGGGGCAAAUGCAGGUGCUGGUUGCCAUGGAG
Messenger RNA from Cuculus canorus (common cuckoo), 4554 nucleotides. Its product is annotated as microsomal triglyceride transfer protein-like. Lineage: Eukaryota; Metazoa; Chordata; Aves; Cuculiformes; Cuculidae. Gene Ontology annotation, molecular function: lipid binding. The coding region runs from base 107 to 2770 and encodes 887 amino acids. Gene Ontology annotation, biological process: lipid transport; lipoprotein metabolic process. Gene Ontology annotation, cellular component: basolateral plasma membrane; Golgi apparatus; endoplasmic reticulum. The record is from RefSeq and is a predicted model, not a curated record. The transcript has 18 exons.